Messenger RNA from Protopolystoma xenopodis, 405 nucleotides. Lineage: Eukaryota; Metazoa; Platyhelminthes; Monogenea; Polystomatidea; Polystomatidae. The record is from the annotation of a GenBank genome assembly.
AUGGACUUGGGCAUAAGGCAGCCACCCGGCCCGGCUGCCUCUGUCCCCUCUGCUGUGUUAGUCAGCCCCGCAUCGAGCACUGGCUCUGGAGGCACUAGACCCGCCAGCGCAGCAGCCACCAUAACGUCCACUUCGUCUACAGCCAAGCCGACGACAACUAGCAUCCCGAGCGCGGCAUCUUCAGUCACCGGAGUCAAUCAGGCGGCCUCGUUUCAUGGAGGAGUUGAUAGAAAGUCAUUUGACACCUCAGCAGCCCAACCGCCGCCGAAGCCAAAGCGCUAUUCUCAAGGCUAUUUGAUCGCCCCUACCGAGUCGACGUUGGCCAGUGACAUUGCAGAAGGUGGUCAACAGCAACAACAACCUCUUUCAGACGAUAUGAGCCAGUUUCCAGACAAGGCGAGUUAA